GUGAGCAGAAGAACAUUGUGUCUUGUUUUGUCUAUAUUCUUGUGCAUUAGAAAAUUCUGGAUAUAGUUUUGAAGGAUUCAUUUGGCCUUGGUGGACCUUUGGCCCAGUGUGCAGGAGUCAUGAAGCCCCGCAGACCAAGCUGUGCAGAUUCUGGCUCUGAGUCUGAUUCCAGAGAUCCAGAGAAGUUUGAGAGUGCAGUACGGCGAAGGAUGGCGGCCAACGCUCGUGAGAGGAAGAGAAUGCAGGGCUUGAACACGGCAUUUGAUCGCCUGCGCAAGGUUGUUCCUCAGUGGGGCCAGGACAAAAAACUCUCUAAAUAUGAAACCCUGCAGAUGGCCCUGAGCUAUAUCAUGGCCCUCAAUCGGAUCCUGACCGAUGCCAGUAGACACACAGCUCCUCAAAAGGACUGGCUGAAUCUUCAGUUUGAAGACCUACAACCAGAGACCUAUUCUUGCUUUAUGCGAUAUAACUCGUCCAUGGAAAAUGACUGCAUGCAUUCCUCUUUCUCCUAUGACUACGAAAGUCUCUAAGUUCUCACUUUGACUCAUACGCAAUGGUGCGUUAAUUUGUAUCUUUCUUUACGUAGAUACAGGAGUCAGUAAAUAUGUUUGUAUU
Molecule: messenger RNA, 615 nt
Organism: Myxocyprinus asiaticus (Chinese sucker)
Lineage: Eukaryota; Metazoa; Chordata; Actinopteri; Cypriniformes; Catostomidae
Gene: atoh7
Product: atonal bHLH transcription factor 7
Exons: 1
Coding region: 120-530 (136 amino acids)
Molecular function (GO): protein dimerization activity
Source: RefSeq, a predicted model, not a curated record